Molecule: messenger RNA, 4269 nt
Organism: Ceratitis capitata (Mediterranean fruit fly)
Lineage: Eukaryota; Metazoa; Arthropoda; Insecta; Diptera; Tephritidae
Product: broad-complex core protein isoforms 1/2/3/4/5
Exons: 5
Coding region: 382-1776 (464 amino acids)
Biological process (GO): regulation of transcription by RNA polymerase II
Cellular component (GO): nucleus
Molecular function (GO): protein binding
Source: RefSeq, a predicted model, not a curated record
ACAACGUUGAACUCACAUCACUACUGACAGCCAAGCGUAUAUAAAAAAGUUUUCUGAAUAGUUUUUCGACUGUCAAAUAGUUAGAAAAGAAAAUUAAAAAUUAUUGGUUUAACAGAAACAAACUUGCUCUACUUUUAAUUUUGGCAAUUUUUAUGCAAUACAAAGUGUUGAAUGUAAAAUAAAAAUUUCAAAAAAUUCUUUGCUUACUGCCGCUGAUAAUUUACAAAUUCGCUCUUUGGCAUUAGCAUCAUUGACGAGCGAAGGGUGCAGAAGCGCCAGCGCCAACAGCAAUAUUCAGUAUAUUAAUAAUAGCAAAUAUCUGAGGCAUAAAUUUUACUGUAUAUGCUUACAUUGAGUGUAAAGGAGGCUAUUAAAUGAAGAAUGGCUACUACACAGCAAUAUUCGCUUCGUUGGAACAACUAUUUUCGGCAUUUAACAUAUGCUUUGGACAAUCACCGCAACAACGAUGAUUUUGUUGACGUGAGUCUGUGCUGUGAUGGCCGAAAAAUUAAAGCCCACAAAGUAGUACUCUCAUCCUGUAGUUCUUAUUUCAAAGAAAUAUUCAGGGAUAAUCCUCAUCCCCAUCCAGUUAUUAUUUUCAAAUUCAUCAAAUUCGAAGAUCUCACCUCAAUUAUUGAGUUCAUGUACCAGGGUGAAGUGAAUGUUCAGCAAGAAGCUUUGCAAUCAUUCCUGCAGACCGCCGAAUUACUUGCCGUACAAGGGCUUACUGCUGAGGAAAAGGAAAAACCUAAGUUGCCUCCAACGCCAAUUAUUGAUGAACAAAAACUAAUUAAAACCAUACCCAGUACUAUAAGAGCGGUGAACGAUGUAACAACUGCGACGCAGACAACACCGCAAACUAUAGAAAUACCAACAGCGACUAUAUUGCAGCAGACCCAGCCUCAGCAGCAGCAACAUACCGCCACCCAGCACCAUCACGUACAAACUCAAAUUCAACAUAUUCAAGUGCAACAUCAACCACAGACCCAUGUACAAACUCAGGUGCAGCAACAGCAAACCACAACUCAUCAGCUGCAACACCAACAUCAACAAAUACAACAAACUCAUUUGGGUACGUUGCCUUCGACGAAUACGAUCAAGAAACGUAAAAUGACAUUCUCAGAUGACGAUGAUAAUAUAUAUACAACAGAGGGUGUAGAUUACGGGGUUAAGGAUGAUUCGACAAUCGUAAAAACUGCAGAGAUGACAUUCCUUCGUGGCACUGUUAAAAUGGAUAUACCUGAGUACAUUGUUAGUGAAGUUGACGAUAGUGAACAGUUAACUGAUGGUAGUGUACAACAUACAUCACAAGACGGUGGCGCGGCAGGUACGCAAAACGUUACACAGUACACCUCCGAAUAUGAAAUUCUGACCGAAUCAGAAAUAGAAGAAAAAUAUCAACAAGCCGAUGCAGAGAAUGCAGAAAUAACGAUCGAAAUGGGCCGUCUACUGAAUCCAACGACGAGUACACCAUCAACAACGACACCGCACGCUACUCUAGAUGAAUCAGGUGGAAGUGUCACUAAUGCUAUAGUAAAAAUUGAUAAUAAAGUCUCUGGAACUGCAGAUUUGCCAAAUAAUAAGUGGACAGAAUGUCAAUUUUGCAAAAUGGUCAUAACCACGGUUAAUCUUUGGAGACAUAUUCGAACGCAACAUACGCCGCAACCGCCACGCAAAUGUGAGCUAUGCAACAAAAAUUUCAAAAACAAAUACAGUCUACGCGAACAUAUACGCAUUUCGCAUGAGCAGAAAAUCACAGUGAAAUCGGAAAACUGAUUGACAAUAUUUCAUUUACGUCGUUAAAUAUAUGCCGUACAACCAACACCGAAUAUAGUGAUGUCCUUUCAUAAAUACUGAGGAGCAUAAACAAAUAAAUGUUAAACUUGAGCUGAUGAAAAGGAAAUCCGAAGCGUACACAGCUUAAGGAAACGUGUUAGCACCAACCAAAACAAAUAGAUAUACAUAGAUGGAAAUGUGCAUUAAUUAAAACGUCAAAGUGUUAAGUUAAAACCAGUGAAGAAACACAGAAAUACGUCCAUAUAACUUUUAUAAAGAUGUAAAAAAAAGAGAAAAUAUGAAGUUGUAAUCUUUAAAAUAAUGGAUUAACACUAAAAUAACAACAACUGAAACGUGUUGCGACAGUGAGAUUUAGCCUAAAAAGUGCAAAGUAGAUUUAUUUUAAUUAAGCUACGUUUGAUUUGCAAUAUUCAAUUAAUAUUGAUUGAUUGAGUUCGAGUAAAAUCUUAUUUCAGCAAAUUUUUUAUUUAAUAUAAAUAUAUUUGGCGCUUUACUGAGGAUGUCCUUGACUUUCUAUACCCAUAGACUCGGUAAUAUUGCACAAAUCUUUCUCAUAUUUUUACACAUUGCUUUACCCGGCGCUUGACUCGUAGCACUUAUUUCUACGGAUUCGGUUACAGUGAUGACUGAUUUUCCUUUAAAUCUCCAUUUUUUCUAUAUUUCUUUAAGUGUUCGACUAAUAUUAAAAAUGAUAAAUUAACAAUGGUAAUUCUAUUAAUCCUUGCUCUAACUAUGUGGUUUCCUCACUAAUAUGUUGACAAAAUUGCAUAUGAGAAAAUUUUUAAAUUUAUACCGUAAAUAGUAUCAUGAAAAGCUUAAAACUAAAACUUCAUAUCAAACAAUACGAAUUCAUUAAAUGAUGCUAGUAUUGGCUAAUGUUAUAUGCUCAAUAUUUUUGCUAGAUUGUCAAGGUUUAUUAUGUUUACAAGGCGUCUUUUAGUUUAUUAGUAUAAUAGUUGAAUUUAGUGUUGGAAGCUGGUCUGAAGCAUUGAGAUUUUAAAUGAAGUAUCGCGAUUCAGUAAAAAAAAUUCCUUAUUACAAACAAACCAAAAUCUAAAAAUAAUAAAUCAUAAUAAUUAGAAGUAAGCUGACGAGCCGAGAGUAGUUGAACACCAUCUUGCACUAUAUAUAAUGAAAAUAAAGUAGGUGUGUUGUAUAAAUUUAGUAAGAAUGUAUCAUGUAUCAAUAACAAUCAAAUAUCUAUUGUAAAAAUUUAUAUAAAAUAUAUUUAAAAUAAUUUUAAUUACACAUAGUAUAAAUUAAUAUUAAGAUUGAUAAAUAUACGUAGGUAUAUCGUAUACAAUAAAUAUUGUAGACUUAAAUAUUAAAAGUAUGUUUGUGUUGUAUUAAUGGAAUUAAUUUAAUAUGCAAACAUACAGACAUUUAUACGUAUAAUCAACUGAAGUAUUUGCAAAAAAAAAAAAACAACUCAAAUUGAUCAUCUUUAUCUACAUAUUUAUUUUUCGAUUAAUUUAUUAUCGAAACGAUUGUUACACAUUUGAAUUGAGUAGAAGAGUUUUUCAUUUAAAUUCAAAUACCAAAUCAAUUGGAAUAUCAAAAUUUUUAAUUUUUUGUAUUAUACAUAUGUACGAGUAUGUACGUAAGCUUAAGUUAUAGUAAUAAUUUUCGAAAUACUUUUUACCUUGAACAUAUUGCUUAAAAAAUUAUCCAAAUUUGUAUUGUAUUUAUCAAUUUGUUUAAAAUUUCUAAAAAUGAAAAUGAUUUUGUUAAUAUUUAAGAAGUAAACGCAAAGGUGUUUUUAAUCUUCAAGCGGUCGCGCGGUUAUUUUUAACGGCAGCAGUCGCGCGUAAUCGCAAAGGCCUAUUUAACUAAUAAUCUUAAAUUUUUUUAUAUUUAGAUAUAUUAUCAAUUUGUCGUAAAACAAGUAAUGUAAAUUCAGAAAAAAGCAAUUAUAAAAUCAAAUAACAUAACUUAAUAAUGUAAUUAUGAACGAAAACAUAUUUAGCGCGGUCGAUUCAACACCGCGUGCCCACUUGAAGGUUAAAACAAUAAUUUUCGAUAUCCAACAAGAACAAAUUUUAUAUUAGCUAAAACGUUUGUUUCAACACUGAACUUUUCCUAUUAUCUUAUUGUUCUCAUUUGUUUAAUCAAAAACUAAUAAAAAAAAUUGAUGAAAUUACGUAUAAAUAAAAAACAUACAGUAUACAUACAUACAAAAACAAUAUAAUCAGUAAUGUACUGUAAGCAAAAUUUGAAAUUAAAUCAAUGAAUUUCUAGUUUUUUACUCGAAUUCGAAUUUGAAGCUAGACCUCACCUGCAUAUGUAUUUAAAACUUGAAAUUCGAGCAAACUAUUUAGUAAAAAUUGAAGAUAAACCUUAAUAAAAUUAUAGAAAAUUAUUGUAAUAUAAUCUUUCAUUACUAUACUAUAUGUAUUAUAAACAGACACAUUUGUAGGCAGCUUAGGCUUUUAAUAUAAUUUUGAAAAAUAUAAAUGAAUGUCGAAAAAUGUA